Messenger RNA from Punica granatum (pomegranate), 2872 nucleotides. NCBI's taxonomy places the organism in Eukaryota, Viridiplantae, Streptophyta, Magnoliopsida, Myrtales, Lythraceae. The record is from RefSeq and is a predicted model, not a curated record.
CCGUGGUGCCCCCCUAUAUUCCCGAAAACUCAAGCUUUUCUGUAUCAACAGACUCCCAAAACAAACCGAUUCUUCUUCUGUUCCCACUCCUACGAAAGCAGGUUGGUCUCUCAUAAGCAUGCGAUGAUCUACUGAAACACAAACUCAAAUCUUUUAGGCGCCAAACUCAAACACUCGCCAAAGUAAAGCUCACCCUCCGGCUCAAGAGUCUAUCGCGAUACAAAUUUCUAUACACAUAUCACCAUGAAUCCAGCAGUCGACCCCGAUGAGUUCAAGGUCAAGGACACGAAACCCGACCUUGGGGACCAAAGGUGGCCAAAUGGUGGGACCUACGGUGGUAGAGGGUGGAUGAACAGCGGCGAGAGGUAUGCCAGCACUUACGACCUCGUUGAGCAAAUGUUCUACCUCUAUGCUCGGGUUGUGAAGGCUAAGGACCUUCCCUCAAGCGCCAUCACAGGCAGCUGCGACCCUUACGUGGAGGUGAAGCUCGGGAACUAUAAGGGCCGGACAAAGCACCUUGACAAGAAGAUGAACCCAGAGUGGAACCAAGUGUUUGCCUUCUCCAAGGACCAAAUCCAGUCAUCGGUCCUGGAGGUAUUCGUGAAGGACAAAGAGAUGGUGGGAAGGGAUGACUACAUAGGGAGGGUCGUGUUCGACUUGAACGAGGUCCCCACACGGCUCCCACCCGACAGUCCACUGGCUCCACAAUGGUACAGGCUCGAGGACAGGCGAGGAGCCAAGGUGAGAGGGGAUAUAAUGCUCGCGGUUUGGAUUGGGACUCAGGCUGAUGAGGGCUUCCCCGAGGCUUGGCACUCCAAUGCGGCCUCUGUCCGCGGAGAAGGUAUCUUCAGUGUGCGGUCGAAGGUCUACGUGUCCCCGAAGCUGUGGUAUCUCAGAGUGAACGUGAUUGAGGCUCAGGAUGUCAUCCCGAGCGACCGGGCCCGACUCCCGGAGGUCUUAGUGAAAGCACAGGUGGGAAGCCAAGUCAUUAGGACAAAGGUUUGUCCUACUCAGACCACAAACCCUGUCUGGAACGAGGAUCUGGUGUUUGUGGUGGCCGAGCCAUUUGAGGAGCACCUACUGGUGACAAUUGAGGAUCGGGUCCAUCCUUCGAAGGAAGAGGUGCUCGGGAAGAUUAGCCUCCCUCUUGAAACUUUUGAGAAGAGGCUAGAUCACAGGCCAGUUCAUUCCCGGUGGUUCAACCUAGAAAAGUUCGGGUUCGGAGUCUUGGAGGUGGACCGGAGGAAAGAGCUCAAGUUCUCAAGUAGGAUCCACCUGAGAGUAUGCUUGGAGGGCGGGUAUCAUGUCUUAGAUGAGUCCACAAUGUACAUAAGUGAUCAAAGGCCGACCGCUAGGCAGCUAUGGAAAGAGCCGAUAGGGAUACUCGAGGUCGGGAUCUUGGGGGCUCAGGGGCUUCUCCCGACGAAGAUGAAGGACGGCCGAGGAUUCACGGACCCGUAUUGUGUCGCCAAGUAUGGUCAGAAGUGGGUCCGGACCCGAACAAUCCUCGAUGCGCUGAACCCCAAGUGGAACGAGCAAUACACCUGGGAGGUUUACGACCCCUGCACUGUGAUGACCUUGGGCGUGUUCGAUAACUGCCACCUGGGUGGGGGUGAGAAACCGGGUAACGGAGGGGCAAGGGAUUCACGGAUCGGGAAGGUGAGGAUCCGCCUCUCGAUGCUGGAGGCGCACCGCAUGUACACGCACUCCUACCCGCUUCUCGUUCUGCAGCCGAACGGGGUGAAGAAAAUGGGUGAACUACUGCUGGCAUUCCGGUUCACGACCCUGUCCCUAGCCAACAUGAUAUACGUCUACGGUCAUCCUUUGCUCCCCAAGAUGCACUACCUGCAUCCGCUUACGGUGAACCAGGUGGACAACCUCCGGUACCAGGCGAUGAACAUCGUGGCUACAAGGCUUGCGAGGGCCGAGCCGCCCCUCAGGAAGGAGGUGGUGGAGUACAUGCUCGAUGUGGACUCACACAUGUGGAGCAUGAGGAGGAGCAAGGCCAACUUCUUCCGGAUCAUGUCCCUGCUCUCGGGGGCCAUCUCGAUGGGCAGGUGGUUCGGGGACGUCUGCAACUGGAGGAACCCCACGACCUCGGUCCUCGUCCAUGUGCUUUUCCUGAUCCUGAUAUGGUAUCCGGAGCUGAUACUCCCGACUAUUUUCCUCUAUAUGUUCCUCAUUGGGCUGUGGAACUACCGGUACCGGCCAAGGCACCCACCCCACGUGGACACCAAGCUCUCAUGGGCAGAGGCGGUCCACCCAGACGAGCUCGAUGAGGAGUUUGACACAUUCCCGACUUCCAGACCGCACGACAUCGUGCGGAUGAGGUAUGACCGGCUCAGGAGUGUGGCAGGUAGGAUACAGACGGUGGUCGGCGACGUGGCAAUACAAGGGGAGAGGGUCCAGUCCCUAUUGGUUUGGAGGGACCCCAGGGCUACUGGUCUGUUCAUAAUGUUCUGCCUAUGUGCUGCAGUGGUGCUCUACGCGACCCCAUUCCGGGUGGUAGCUCUCGUGACGGGUCUGUAUUAUCUCCGCCACCCUCGGUUCCGGAGCAAGUUGCCCUCAGUCCCAAGCAACUUCUUCAAGAGGUUGUCUGCCCGAGCUGAUGGCUUACUCUAACUAUCCUUUAUCAGACUGUAUCACAUCAGCUCUAAUUAUACUCCACCAAACUGUCACGAGCUUGUGAGAUUUUAAACAGACGGUCGUAUUUCGUAACCCCUUUUGGGCUCGCAAUAUUUUUAGACAGUCUUUCGAUGUUUUCCUAGAACUUGUACCUGAUAGUCAUUUCAUCUGCUGUAUAUUUUUCAUUAAGUGUACUGUGAUGUAAACGUUUGAUAUUGAUAUUUGUACCAAAGGAACAUUUUCUCUA